Molecule: messenger RNA, 1407 nt
Organism: Paramecium sonneborni
Lineage: Eukaryota; Ciliophora; Oligohymenophorea; Peniculida; Parameciidae
Source: the annotation of a GenBank genome assembly
UAUGAAUUCAAUUGAUAACAAGCUAGAAACCAUAUCAGAGAUUUUUGCCAACACUUUGGAUGUGGAUGAAGAAUUGCUCACCUACAUGAUAGAAAUUUUUAGAAAAGAAAACAUAUUAGAUACUGUUGAAUAUCUUUCUAUUGAAAAGAAUCGAAUACAUCUUCAAUCAAGCAUCAUAAAACUUAAGAAUUCAUCAAAUGCAGGUGAAGGAUACAAGUAAUAUGAUUUAGGAAAGGACUUUGAGAUUAUUCAUAAUACACUUAAAAAAAUUAAAGGCAACGACAUUAACUUAAAGAAUUUAUCAUCCGAACCAUAUUUAGAAUUAAAAAAAGAUGUAAUGAGUAAAAUAAAAGAUAAUCAAAAGAUCAAAUCUAUUUUAAAAUUUUUAGUUCAUAUAACUGCUGUUGAUAAGGAAUUUAUAGUUUGUGGAUCAAAUUCUCUUAACUUAUUAGUAGAAAUGAAGACAGAUCUUAGUAAUUAAAGCUGGGAAGACAUAAGGAUUAGAGACACUUCUCUAAUUGGCGCAACUUUUGUAAGAUGCAACUUUAAUAACUCAGAAUUUGAUGGUGUAGACCUUAGUGGUGUAAAUAUGAAUAGAGCUUAAUUAUUCGAUUGUAAGUGGAAGAACAUCAAAAUUAAUGAAUUGAAUAAAUUAGAAGGUCAUUCUAGUUGUGUAAAUUCAGUCUGUUUUUCUCCUGAUGGAAAUAUUUUAGCAUCUGGUAGUUAUGAUAAGUCUAUACAUUUAUGGGAUGUUAAGACAGGAUAAUAAACAACUUAAUUAGAUGGUCAUAGUGGUUAUGUAAGAUCAGUCUGUUUCUCUCCUGAUGGAAAUACUUUAGCAUCUGGUAGUGAUGAUAACUCUAUACGUUUAUGGGAUGUUAAGACAGGAUAAUAAAAAAAAAAAUUAGAUGGUCAUACAAAGGAAGUAAUGUAAGUUUGUUUUUCCCCUGAUGGAAAUAUAUUAGCAUCUAGUAGUGUUGAUAAAUCUAUACGUUUAUGGGAUGUUGAGACAGGAUAAUAAAAAACUUAAUUAGAUGGUCAUAGUGAUUAUAUAAGAUCAGUCUGUUUCUCUCCUGAUGGAAAUACUUUAGCAUCUGGUAGUGAUGAUAACUCUAUACGUUUAUGGGAUGUUAAGACAGGAUAAUAAAAAACUUAAUUAGAUGGUCAUAGUGAUUAUAUAAGAUCAGUCUGUUUCUCUCCUGAUGGAAAUACUUUAGCAUCUGGUAGUGAUGAUAACUCUAUACUUUUAUGGGAUGUUAAGACAGGAUAAUAAUAAAAUAAAUUAGAUGGUCAUUCUAGUUGUGUAAAUUCUAUCUGUUUUACUUCUGAUGGUUAUUCUAUAGCAUCUGGUAGUAAUGAUAAGUCUAUACGUUUAUGGGAUGUUAAAACAGGAUAGUAGAAAAAUAC